AUGUCCUCAUACAUCGCGCCGUUCGAGCCCGGAGAGGCCGUGGCCCCGUGCUGCAGCACAACCACGCUGCUCAGCGCGUUGGCGGCAUCCGUCGCCUGCUGCUUCUUCCUCGUCGUCAUCUUCCUCUGCCUGCGCUUCCUCCACCUUCGCCGCACCAGGACGCGGCACCACGGCGCACAGCCCCUGCAAGGGCAGGGCCAGGCCCAGCAGCCCAAGCACGGCCUCGACGCCGCCACCAUCGCGCUCUUCCCGUCUUUCCCGUACCGGCGGGACCGCUCGGCGUCGGCGCCGGACGAGUGCGCCGUGUGCCUCAGGGUCGUCGACGAGGGGGAGACGGUGAGGCAGCUCCCGAGCUGCAAGCACCUGUUCCAUCAGGAGUGCGUCGACGUGUGGCUCCUGUCCAACGCGUCGUGCCCGGUCUGCCGUGGGAAGGUCGAGCGGGCCGCGGGCGCCGAUCAGCGCGAGAGAGCCGCGGCAUCAGCGGCCGUCGUGCCAAUCGAGAUGAUGGACGAUGAAACGCUGUCUCCAUCGCCGUCGACGUCGUUAGAGCCGUCCGCGCCGGAGCGGCCGGGCUGGUUUGGCGGGCGAGCCUCCGGCUCCCGCUCCGGCCAGGAAACGGACUUGGAGCGGCAAUAG
Molecule: messenger RNA, 636 nt
Organism: Triticum turgidum subsp. durum (durum wheat)
Lineage: Eukaryota; Viridiplantae; Streptophyta; Magnoliopsida; Poales; Poaceae
Source: the annotation of a GenBank genome assembly